AUGGUUUGCGGCCAGAUUAUGCCAUACUUCUUUUCCGAGAGAGCAGCUUUCAUCCUGUCGAGUCGGGGGCGCCUUCGUACCCCAGUCGUUGAUGAAACGGGUGAGGUCAUUGACUGGGAUUGUUACCAGUUCAUAUCGAUGCAGCACGGGUCGCAAAUCUUAUCCGCAGCCACCUUAUAUCUACUUGCGAGACACUUUUGUCGCGUGAUAUCAUCUCUUGCAAAUCUUAGCCAGUAUUUCAAUCUUUCCCGUCUUUUGUGCAAUCUCUCUUUUGCUCUACACUGUAUCCCAAUGAUGUCUCGACCGCAUAGCAUGCCAGACUUUGCAGCGCUAAUUGACACCUGUGCACCACUCCUGGAAAAGCGUAUACACAACCGGCGACAAACCUCUCCAGAUCGCAGGCAUUUGCAACUCCGCAAUAAACCCAGCGUCUCUUUAGCUACUGGACUGAUCAUGAACAGCGACAGUCAACGAAGUUUACCUCCAGGAAGCUCUCCACUGAAGCCCAGGAACCGCGAGGAGCCGGGGCUAGUAGAAUCCAAAGAAGACAAUGACGGGGGAAGUUUAUUCUAUGCUUAUGCCUUGAGGUGCGACCUUCCCAGCUUACCUCCAUGUAUCCUCACUUUUGCCUCGCGGAACAUCUGCUCGCGAUGGUGGACUCUUGUUGAGCGCGAGUGUGCAGAAUCUGCACGACUGAGUCCACAGCUCUUUGUCAUAUGCGGUGCACAUCUAGACACGAUGCGAAGCGACUCCAAGUUCUACGAGAUUCGCAACAUGUGGUUCUACACCUCACAAGAUGGCGUUGGAUUUCCACCGGCCGUCAUUCCGUCACAGGCCGCCAAUUCCUGCCUAGCCCCGGGUCCUCAAAGAUCAAGCUCGGAAAAUUCCGCCACGUUUGCGCUUGUCGACCUCGCGGAGAAACUUGAGAGGUUGACGGGCAUCGUGGAAAAGAACGCUGAACAAAUACAUGCCCUUUCGGUGGCACAGUCGGCGGGGCUUGAGCACAUGCAGGAGAUUAAUGAAGCCAACAGUUCCCAAAUAAAGGCCAUCGGUGAUGCCCAGCUAAAGCUCCAAUCACUUGUUGAUCAGAAUGCUUCACACUAUAUCGCCCUUUCCAACACCUCCUUCCAAUCUCACGAGCAGACAAAGAAGUCGCAGGACCAGACGCGCAAGGCCCAAGAAGAGACCAGAGACAUUCUGAACACUACCAUAUCCAAGUUGAUAACGCUUUCCAACAACCAAGAAAAGCUUUCACAGACGUGCGAAAAUAUGAUGCGAAGUGUUGAGAAGCUGAGCAAUUCGGUUUCACACGUCAAUAUGACCGCAAUCUCAGAUAUGGCCAGUUUGCAGUCAGCCAAUGCCACAUUUCCAUCACCUGCACUUUCCAAGCGUAUGAGUCCAGGCCCAAGAAAGCUCAAUCGACGGAUCAAAGGCGUUUGGUAUGAGUAUGAUGAACCUUGUAGUACGUCAGGAAUACUGAACAAAAGUGGUAAGGCUCUGGAUAAGCCAUAA
Plenodomus lingam JN3 is the source of this 1512-nucleotide messenger RNA. RefSeq lists its product as uncharacterized. NCBI's taxonomy places the organism in Eukaryota, Fungi, Ascomycota, Dothideomycetes, Pleosporales, Leptosphaeriaceae. The record is from RefSeq and is a predicted model, not a curated record.